Molecule: messenger RNA, 354 nt
Organism: Galeopterus variegatus (Sunda flying lemur)
Lineage: Eukaryota; Metazoa; Chordata; Mammalia; Dermoptera; Cynocephalidae
Product: protein sidekick-1-like
Exons: 3
Coding region: 20-322 (100 amino acids)
Source: RefSeq, a predicted model, not a curated record
GCCUUUGGAAUUCAAGUGGAUGCACAAUGACAGUGAGCUCACCACCUACAGCAGCGAAUAUAAGUAUAUUAUUCCAUCUUUACAGAAGCUGGAUGCUGGGUUUUACCGCUGCGUGGUGCGAAACCGAUUGGGAGCACUCUUGCAAAGAAAAUCACAAGUUCAAGUCGCAUAUAUGGGAAAUUUCAUGGAUACAGACCAGAGGAAAACAGUUUCUCAAGGACAUGCAGCAGUUCUAAACUUACUGCCUAUCACCAGCUGCCCCAGACCUCAAGUGACUUGGUUUAGAGAAGGACAUAAGAUUAUUCCAAGCAACAGAAUGUAAGUUGCUCCAAACAUUAAAGCUUCAAGUACAAU